UUUCGAUCGGGCUUCUGUGGGAUAAACAAGUGACAAUUAUAAAGCAUGUUAACUAACAAUAUUUAAUUAUUCAUUGAUUAAAAAAAACCAGGUUGUGAUAAAAAGAAUCAAAUUCAAUGAAUAUUUUGAGAGACAAAAAAAAAAUAAUAAAAUUAUCGAAAAUUAAUUAAAUAAGUCUUAAUUAUGGAAAAUAAUUCAAAUGUAAACGAAAGUUUUUCAACUACUACGGAUAAUGUAAAAGAUACAAUGAAAUUAGAUAGAGCUGAAAUAAUUGAGGAGAUGCUAUCAAAUAUAAGUUCACCCUUAAAUGUGACUAAUAAUUUAUAUCAUUCACAACAAUCGUGGAUAACGACAGCAUCAACGAUAAUUCCACUUUAUUCCGUGAUAUUUUUAUUGGCUGUGAUUGGAAAUUCUUUAGUUAUAUUGACAUUGGUGCAGAAUAAGCGAAUGCGUACGAUAACCAAUCUAUUUCUACUGAAUUUGGCUGUUUCCGACUUAUUUUUGGGAGUGUUCUGUAUGCCCUUCACACUCGUUGGAAUGUUACUGCGGGAUUUUAUCUUUGGAGAAUUGAUGUGCAAACUGUUACCUUAUUUACAAGCGAAAAAUAACAUCGAAGUAUACAUUAGCAAUGGUGGGACAAGAAGUCGCUGCUCACAAACAUGCAAAAGUAGCCCAAAAUACAACGCAAACGACACGCAAUCUUCAUUCCAUCAACUCCACAACUGUUCCCACGAUUCAACCCUCGUCAAAAACGAAUCGAUGAGAGUUCACAUGCCGGGUUUGAGGAGGUCGAAUGCCGAAAAAAGCUUACUUAACAAGAAACGCGUCAUAAAAAUGUUGUUUGUUGUCGUUCUCGAGUUUUUUAUUUGUUGGACACCACUUUACGUGAUCAAUACGAUAACUUUGUUUGAUCAUAAAAUCAUUUAUCAGAAUCUUGGCUAUACGGCCAUAAGUUUUUUCCAAUUGCUAGCCUAUUCAUCAUCAUGCUGUAACCCAAUCACGUAUUGCUUCAUGAACAUAGGGUUCAGAAAGGCUUUUCUAAACUUAUUUAGAUGUUUAAGGCAGCCCAAUGAGCCUACGAGACGUGUAAGUCUCAGCGCAUAUACUUGUAACAACGCUCAACCGACAACUAUACCGACAUCAAUUUCAAUCAACAACACGGGCAAUAAUAACAACAACAGUUUACUCAUCACUAAUUCCGGUAGCGACUGUUAUGAUCUGUCAAGGCAGCAAUCUUUCAAUAUUCCGAGAAAAGACAAUAUCAACAUUAAUGAAAUACGAUGUGACGCUUCAAGUGGCAUAAAUAAUCUAAAAAUAAAUGAUUAGCAUAACUGGAUAGCGAUUUCAAUUUAAUUAUUUACUAUGUUGUUGUGCUUCUUGGGUACAGAUUAAGACUCAAUAAAAUGAAACAAAUAUAAGUUUUUGUUAUUGGAUUCCUUCUUAUCAGUUAUGUGGUUAUGAAAG
This is a messenger RNA of Clunio marinus, 1464 nucleotides long. Lineage: Eukaryota; Metazoa; Arthropoda; Insecta; Diptera; Chironomidae. The record is from the annotation of a GenBank genome assembly.